Mustela erminea (ermine) is the source of this 3217-nucleotide messenger RNA. It is a transcript of the gene KLHL5, whose product is annotated as kelch like family member 5. The coding region runs from base 173 to 2398 and encodes 741 amino acids. The transcript is spliced from 13 exons. NCBI's taxonomy places the organism in Eukaryota, Metazoa, Chordata, Mammalia, Carnivora, Mustelidae. Gene Ontology annotation, molecular function: protein binding. The record is from RefSeq and is a predicted model, not a curated record.
CCCCCCGCCUGCCCCUCGCCUCACGCCUGGCCCCCCUGCCCCGCCGUGACCCCCGGCCGCCUCCGGAGCCCGACGCGGAGGGCAUAGACUUCUCUUGUCUUGGUCGGAUGCACAAAAUCCGGGUGCAGUGCUUUCUGCCCGUUGCCUAGACGAUCACUUGGUUUCUCUGAGGAUGUCUGGUUCUCGUAAAGAGUUUGAUGUGAAGCAGAUUUUGAAAAUCAGAUGGAGGUGGUUUAGCCAUCAAGCAUCAUCUCAUUCUACAGUUGACAGCCAGCAGGGAGAAUUUUGGAAUCGAGGACAGACUGGCGCAAACGGUGGGAGAAAGUUUUUAGAUCCAUGUAGCCUCCAGUUGCCUUUGGCUUCAAUUGGUUACCGAAGGUCCAGCCAACUGGAUUUUCAGAAUUCACCUUCUUGGCCAAUGGCAUCCACCUCUGAAGUCCCUGCGUUUGAGUUCACAGCAGAAGAUUGUGGCGGUGCCCAUUGGCUGGAUAGACCAGAAGUGGAUGAUGGCACUAGUGAAGAAGAAAAUGAAUCUGAUUCCAGUUCGUGCAGAACAUGGAAUUCUGAACUAUGGUGUUGGAAUAAUAAUAAAUAUAGACCAGUCGUCUAUAAUCAUUUGUAUAACGGAGAGAGGGGCAUAUCUUUACAUAGGACUUCCAACAGUAGUCAGACGUUAUCGUCCUGCCAUACUAUGGAGCCAUGCUCAUCAGAUGAAUUUUUCCAAGCCCUUAAUCAUGCUGAGCAAACAUUUAAAAAGAUGGAAAACUAUUUGAGACAUAAACAGUUGUGUGAUGUAAUUCUAAUUGCUGGUGAUCGCAGAAUUCCAGCUCAUAGAUUGGUGCUCUCCUCUGUCUCAGAUUAUUUUGCUGCCAUGUUUACUAAUGAUGUCAGGGAAGCAAGACAAGAAGAAAUAAAAAUGGAAGGUGUUGAACCGAAUUCACUAUGGUCCUUGAUUCAGUAUGCAUAUACGGGCCGCCUUGAAUUAAAAGAAGAUAAUAUUGAGUGCCUGCUGUCUACAGCUUGCCUCCUUCAGCUUUCACAGGUUGUGGAAGCUUGCUGUAAGUUUUUAAUGAAGCAGCUUCACCCAUCCAACUGUCUUGGAAUCCGUUCUUUUGCCGAUGCCCAGGGUUGUACAGAUUUGCAUAAAGUGGCUCACAAUUACACCAUGGAACAUUUCAUGGAAGUAAUUCGAAACCAGGAAUUUGUAUUAUUACCAGCCAGUGAAAUCGCAAAGCUCUUGGCGAGUGAUGACAUGAACAUUCCUAACGAGGAGACAAUACUGAAUGCUCUUCUUACUUGGGUCCGUCAUGAUUUGGAACAGAGACGGAAAGAUCUCAGUAAACUUCUGGCUUAUAUUAGGCUACCUCUUCUCGCACCGCAGUUCCUGGCAGACAUGGAAAAUAAUGCACUUUUUCGGGAUGAUAUAGAAUGUCAGAAACUUAUUAUGGAAGCGAUGAAAUACCAUUUAUUACCAGAGAGACGACCCAUGUUACAAAGCCCUCGGACAAAACCUAGAAAGUCAACAGUUGGAACGUUAUUUGCAGUUGGAGGAAUGGAUUCAACAAAAGGAGCAACAAGCAUUGAGAAGUAUGAUCUUCGUACAAAUAUGUGGACUCCUGUAGCAAAUAUGAAUGGGAGGAGGCUACAGUUUGGUGUCGCUGUGUUAGAUGACAAACUGUACGUGGUUGGAGGAAGAGAUGGACUGAAGACUUUGAACACUGUGGAAUGCUACAAUCCCAAAACAAAAACGUGGAGUGUGAUGCCUCCUAUGUCCACCCACAGGCAUGGCCUUGGUGUGGCUGUAUUGGAAGGUCCCAUGUAUGCCGUAGGCGGACAUGAUGGCUGGAGCUAUCUGAACACAGUGGAAAGAUGGGAUCCUCAGGCUCGCCAGUGGAAUUUCGUUGCCACUAUGUCCACCCCCAGGAGCACAGUAGGUGUGGCAGUACUAAGUGGAAAACUUUAUGCAGUUGGUGGUCGUGAUGGAAGUUCUUGCCUCAAAUCAGUAGAAUGUUUUGAUCCUCACACUAAUAAAUGGACACUCUGUGCACAAAUGUCAAAAAGGAGAGGGGGAGUAGGAGUAACUACGUGGAAUGGAUUGCUGUAUGCAAUUGGAGGACACGAUGCCCCUGCAUCCAACUUGACUUCCAGACUCUCAGACUGUGUGGAGAGAUAUGAUCCCAAAACAGAUAUGUGGACUGCAGUGGCAUCUAUGAGCAUCAGCAGAGACGCAGUGGGAGUCUGUUUACUUGGUGAUAAAUUAUAUGCUGUUGGAGGGUAUGAUGGACAGACUUACCUUAAUACAGUGGAGGCUUAUGAUCCCCAGACAAAUGAGUGGACCCAGGUUGCUCCACUAUGCCUAGGAAGAGCUGGGGCUUGCGUUGUAACGGUCAAACUAUAAUACAGUGCUUUGUUUUCUAAAUGAAGAUAUCGUCUUCCUCACGAAUUUACUAAAAUUAUUCUCCUACCAAGGGAUACAUUUUUAGCCAAUUUGCAAUGCCACAUUCCUGGGCACAGAGUGCCCAAUCUCAAAGCGAAGACGGUCAAAUAAGGUAGCAACAAGGGGAAGACCCGGGAUUGAAUCCUGCAUUUCUCCGUUAAGUCAUUUCUCAGUAAAUCAAAACUACAACUGGGGGACUGACACCACGUGUGAGGACAAAUCUGCCGCUCUCAAGCAGAAGCCUAUGCAGGCUGGGGAUGUCAUUUAUUAAUAAUCAAUCACAUUUUACUAACAUUACCCAGAUUUCUUUUACUACAGUGCACAUACACCAGAGAACACUUUGAAAGUUUGCUUUGUAACUUUAUCAUACGUUGGUUGCAGUAAUUUUUAUCCGUUUGUUUAACCACAACUGCUGCUUUCAUGACCUACUAAACACUAUGCUAAUCUUCAGUUUUUUUCAGAAACAGCUGCAUUAUAUAGGCUUUGACUUGUGGACUUUUACUUCUCAAUUGGCUUAGUCUCAUGAAUAAAGAAAAACGAGAGUCAAAACAAUAAUGACCAAAUGCAAACGAAAUGAUCUUUGGGUUCUUUUAAAAUAGUCUUCCUGGUAUUGUUAGAUUCACUAACAAUACAGGCUAUGAUAUCCUCAAAUUGGAACUGAAAGAUGGUAUUUUGCAGUAAAUUGAAGAGAGGCACAUUUAUGUCAAGGAAAGAAAUGUCAUGUACCCUAACAUGUUCUUUCACCUAAGUCAUAAUUAUAUGGAUUUGUUUUCUUUUAUA